Messenger RNA from Myotis daubentonii (Daubenton's bat), 2442 nucleotides. It is a transcript of the gene KLHL25, whose product is annotated as kelch like family member 25. Gene Ontology annotation, biological process: ubiquitin-dependent protein catabolic process. Lineage: Eukaryota; Metazoa; Chordata; Mammalia; Chiroptera; Vespertilionidae. The record is from RefSeq and is a predicted model, not a curated record. The coding region runs from base 630 to 2399 and encodes 589 amino acids. The transcript is spliced from 2 exons. Gene Ontology annotation, molecular function: protein binding. Gene Ontology annotation, cellular component: cytoplasm; Cul3-RING ubiquitin ligase complex.
CUCCCAGCGGCCCCACCCGCCCCUCUCCUGGCGACUCCGCCCUGCUGAGGUCUGGGCAGAAUCCAGGGCAGACUGGGUUGUGUGGCUCUGGGCGGCGGCCGCUCGUCCCGCCUUCCCCAAGCCUGGCUGGCACCUCGCCUCUCGGGACCCACGAGCCCCGUCCUCCCGGCUCCCGCAGCCCCACCGGCUGAGCUCGGGCUCCUUGGGCAGAGCUGGGACGCUGCGUCGCCGUGGUGUGGCUCUAGGACAAGGGCACACAGCCCAAUUGUGGUCUGUCCGUCUGUCUGGGGCUGAUAAACUCCGCUGACCUCACCCUGACAGCCCCACCCCACCACAGAGUUGUGCGGGCACCCAGAGGGUGGCAGCUGGACUUGGUUUACCAGGGACGUUUGCCGAGUGGCCUCAGACCCAGCGCCGGCGCCGCGUUUGAACCUGGAUCCGUCGGGUGAACGCCUACUUGCUCCUACCUGGUGACCGAGAAGCUCAUGUGACCUGAGCAGUGCCAGAGAGUGACUGGGCCUCACAGGGGGAGGCAGGCAGAGGCGGAUCUCGGGGGCCUUGGGACUCUUGUUGGCCGGCCCCUGGCCCCUGGGGCCGGGCAUCCAGCCUGCAGCCAAGGUUGGCUCAGCAUGUCGGUCAGCGUCCACGAGACCCGCAAGUCGCGGAGCAGCACGGGCUCCAUGAACAUCACGCUCUUCCACAAGGCGUCGCACCCCGACUGCGUGCUCGCCCACCUCAACACGCUGCGCAAGCACUGCAUGUUCACCGACGUCACGCUCUGGGCCGGCGACCGCGCCUUCCCCUGCCACCGCGCCGUGCUGGCCGCCUCCAGCCGCUACUUCGAGGCCAUGUUCAGCCACGGGCUGCGGGAGAGCCGGGACGACACGGUCAACUUCCAGGACAACCUGCACCCCGAGGUGCUGGAGCUGCUGCUGGACUUCGCCUACUCGUCGCGCAUCGUCCUCAACGAGGAGAACGCCGAGUCGCUGCUGGAGGCGGGCGACAUGCUCCAGUUCCACGACGUGCGCGACGCGGCCGCCGAGUUCCUGGAGAAGAACCUGUUCCCCUCCAACUGCCUGGGCAUGAUGCUGCUGUCCGACGCCCACCAGUGCCGCCGGCUGCACGAGCUGGCCUGGCGCAUGUGCCUGGCGCACUUCGAGACGGUGCGGCAGAGCGAGGACUUCAACAGCCUCUCCAAGGACAAGCUGCUGGACCUCAUCUCCAGCGACGAGCUGGAGGCGGAGGACGAGCGGGCGGUGCUCGAGGCCGUCCUGCAGUGGGUGCGGCACGACCUCGAGGGGCGCAGCGCCCACCUGCCCGAGCUGCUCCGGGGCGUGCGGCUGGCCCUGCUGCCCUCCGACUGCCUGAAGGAGGCCGUGGCCCGCGAGGCCCCGCUCCUGGCGGGCGAGCGCACGCAGGGCAUGUUCGACGAGGCGCUGCGCUGCAAGGCCCGGAUCCUGCAGAACGACGGGGUGGUGACCAGCCCCUGCGCCCGGCCGCGCAAGGCGGGCCACACGCUGCUCAUCCUGGGCGGCCAGACCUUCAUGUGCGACAAGGUCUACCAGGUGGACCACAAGGCCAAGGAGAUCAUCCCCAAGGCCGACCUGCCCAGCCCCCGGAAGGAGUUCAGCGCCUCGGCCAUCGGCUGCAAGGUCUACGUGACGGGGGGCAGGGGCUCCGAGAACGGGGUGUCCAAGGACGUGUGGGUGUACGACACCGUCCACGAAGAGUGGUCCAAGGCGGCCCCCAUGCUGAUCGCCCGCUUCGGCCACGGCUCGGCGGAGCUGGAGAACUGCCUGUACGUGGUGGGCGGACACACGUCCCUGGCGGGCGUCUUCCCCGCCUCCCCGUCCGUGUCCCUGAAGCAGGUGGAGAAGUACGACCCCGGGGCUAACAAGUGGAGCAUGGUGUCCCCGCUGCGGGACGGCGUGAGCAACGCGGCGGUGGUGAGCGCCAAGCUGAAGCUCUUCGUGUUCGGGGGGACCAGCAUCCACCGGGACAUGGUGUCCAAAGUCCAGUGCUACGACCCCGCGGAGAACCGGUGGACCAUCAAGGCGGAGUGCCCCCAGCCCUGGCGGUACACGGCCGCCGCCGUGCUGGGCAGCCAGAUCUUCAUCAUGGGCGGCGACACGGAGUUCACGGCCGCCUCUGCCUACCGCUUCGACUGCGAGACCAACCAGUGGACGCGGAUCGGGGACAUGACGGCCAAGCGCAUGUCCUGCCACGCCCUGGCCUCGGGCAACAAGCUGUACGUGGUGGGCGGCUACUUCGGGACGCAGCGGUGUAAGACCCUGGACUGCUACGACCCCACGGCGGACACCUGGAGCUGUAUCACCACCGUGCCCUACUCGCUCAUCCCCACGGCCUUCGUCAGCACCUGGAAGCACCUGCCUGCCUGAGGGGCCCGUGAGCCAGGUGAGCCCCGCUCGGCCGGUCCCGCUC